UGCUGCUGCUGCUGCUGCUAUUACAAUCGACGCUAAGGAUACUAUCAUCACGUUAAAUAAGAGCAUCCAGUGUUCAACUCGACAGCGGUGUCUACGUACGCAUGUGUGGAUAGUGUGGAUCGCCAUCCUCUUCACGAAACCGGCAGCCGACUGGAAUGCACUAGAAGAAAAUCGAAGCCUAACUGUCCAAGUGGACUGGCGGCUCGAAGAGGACUGCCUCCGAUUGAAGAAAUUUGUUCCGUGCGGCAAUCGUUCAAAGUGCUCUGUGCAGAAGGAAUCCAGUGUCUUCUCGGAACAACGGAGUAUCGAGCUCGAUCGUCGUCGACGCUUGAUGCUGGCUGCUGAAGUGAUUCGCAUGGCUUCGAACAGCCGUAGCAGUGUUGGCAGCCUAAUCAAAUAAAGUCCUGAAUGUGGAUUGAGGAUGCCGAAGCGGCGGAGUUUGCCUUUACCCAACGGAUGGGACGUGGGCCGCGACUUCGAGGGCAGAACCUACUUCAUUGACCACGUCAAUCGAGCGACGACAUGGGUCGAUCCCCGAGACCGAUUGACCAAGCCGCAAUCGUUCGCGGAUUGCAUCGGUGAUGAACUUCCUUUCGGAUGGGACCAGCGUUACGAUCCACGAAUCGGUGUCUACUUCGUCGACCACAAUGCUCAGCGAAACCAGAUCGAGGACCCCAGGUUACAAUGGAGACAGCUACAGGAGGCUAUGCUGAAAGAAUAUCUGCUGACAGCGCAGGAAGAUGUUGCCGCGAAGAAAGAAAUGAUGGAAAUCAAGAAUCAUAGACUGGCGAUAGCACAAGACGAAUACCUAUUCCUCAGUUCGCGACUGACGAACAUGCUCGAGGCGGCUUCAUCCACAAAUCUGGCGGCGUCGAGUUGCACGUCUCUCAACUCGGUCGCGUCGAACGCGUCGAGUCUCACCAAGUACGACCCGGACCUGCUGAAAGCCGACGUCAGCCUGGCUCAACAACGGGUUAAUCGACUCAGGAGCGAGCUAGAACAAAUCCGGAGCGACCUGACGCAUCAAGAACAGGGUCUUGAGGUGCUGACGAAUAUCGACGAAGGUCUCGUCAAUAGCGGCAACGUAUACACAAGCGACGAGGCCAGGCUGAUUGUCGAAGAGCUGGUCAACAUACAGAAGAGUCUUUCUAGUGGAGAGAAGGAAAAAGAGGAGCUCAUGCACAAUCUGUCAAAAAUCAAAGACGAACUACUGAGGAUUUCGCAAUCGAGCACGAGCGUCGACGACCGUUUCAGCAGCGUCGAGUCGCAGACAGAACUGAGCGGCGAGGAGCCUUCGCUCGGAGCUCGGCUUGCGGAAAUGGCGAUGAUGAGGUUGAAUUACGACGCUGCCCGACGGGAGGUCAAUCGGAUUCAAAGAGAAAUCGCAGAACUCGAGAAUCAGAUGGCUCCAGGGAAAACGGAAAGCGAUCAUGACAGAUUGUUGCUGAUCCAAGAGAAAGAGCAACUCUUGAGAGAGCUGAAGUCUUGCAGCAACAGCCGCAGACGGGACGAGAACGAAACCGAGAUCAAGAGACUCACGACUGAGCUCGGUUGGGCGAUCGAGAGUUCGAAUCGGGCGAUUUCGGACCGAUUGAAGAUGCACGAGAAGAAGACCAAGCUGUUGCAAGAGCUUAGCGACGCUAUGAGGCACGCAGCGGCUCUCGAAGAUCGUCUCAAGUCGUUAUCAGCAUCAACGCUCUCAAUGAGCUCUAGCUCGAGCAUCGGCUCCCUGUCGAGCAAGGAAGGCUCCGGCUCGAACUUGAGUUUCACGGAUAUCUACGGAUUGCCGUACGCGAACGAGAGUAUCGCGACGAGUCUUCAGGAUCUCCAUCGCAGAGUGAUGACCGUCGAUAGCGUCACAACGAAGCUCAACGAGGUCAAGCUCAGGGAGCAUCUCACGCCAAUCAUCGAGACCCCCCGGGGCUUCGUGAGCUCAGCCGUUUCUGAUGAGUCAUUCGCAGGUGAUUCCGGGGUUUUCGACGCGAACAACAACGGAACGCCCGACUCCGAGUAUCAAUCCACUAGCGUGGACACGCCCCAGAUUCAAGUGAAGCUGAAAUUCUCGGUCGAAGACGAGAUCCUCCUCGUAGGAAUCGAGAAAGCCCACAACCUAGCGGCGCUGGGCAUCCCGGCGGGUUUCCGGGUGUUCAUCAAAGUCGCCUUGUACCCGUGCUCCGAGGACACUUGCCUCACGUAUAAAACCGACCUCAUCCGUGAUCUCGUGAAGCCGGCGAGCAUCGGGGAGAUAUUCCGAUUCCCCGUAACGUUGAAACGAAUCCAAACGCAGACUGUCCAGGUCAACAUUUGGGGCAUCGGACCUUUGAGUCAGGAGGAGUGUCUCGGGUGUGCUCAAGUAUCUCUGGCCGACUUUAACCCUGCGAGCUCGAGCACCAAGUGGUACAACGUGUUGAGUUUCCGCUUCUUGUCGCAAACCGCGGGACAGCCCGUGGUCGAGAUGGUGGAAAGCUCGGAUGAGAGUACUGUCAUAUCGUCCCAGACGUCGACCCUGACUCGCGUCGAGGAGCAACCGAACAAGACGAUUAUCGAAAUAACGGUCGUUCCUGAAGUGAGAUCCGCCGCAACGAACACCGACGUCGGAUAUCUCUCAGCUCUGAAGAAGUCCCAGAUUUCCAACACCCCGGACUCGUUGUUCAUACAGGCCCUGAAACGGUCCCAGACUUUCACGAUCAACCGGAACCGCAUCAUGUGCCGUCUCAAUCGAAGUGAUUCGGACAGCGCGAUGCCUCUGUACAGUAAGAAAACGCCGGUGUUCCAACGCAACACCGCUGAACGACGUAGCCAACGGUGGAGGAAGAUCUCGAAAGUUUCGCCUGAGGACAAGAAGAUGCCAGCCGACGCUUCACGAACGUCGAUCGACCUCGCUCUCGACCUUCAGGCCUCCAAAGUUCGUCUGAGCCAUCUGAGGGAGGAGCUCUCGAAGCUCAAGUAUCUAACGACGGUUCUCGAGGAUUCCCGUCAGAACGGAACCGUUCCCGAAUGGCUACAAGAGGAGAAGAUGCAGCGCUUGUUAGAACACGAUCAAAACUCGAAACUGGUCCAAAAAACCUCACGAGACAUCUAUCGCCUGCGCAGAAGCAUUAGCGGAACUGAGCCCGCCAACUUGGCAAUCUUCAAAGAGAAGAUGGCUUUCUUCACACGGCCAUCCGCCAGCGCGCUCCCAAACGUAAUCGCGGGUCCGACCGUCAAGUCAGAUGAGCCCCAGACUCGAUACGAGUACACCAUCGAUCCGGUCUACGGGGUCCAGGUCUGA
This is a messenger RNA of Galendromus occidentalis (western predatory mite), 3271 nucleotides long. It is a transcript of the gene kibra, whose product is annotated as WW and C2 domain containing protein kibra. The record is from RefSeq and is a predicted model, not a curated record. The coding region runs from base 422 to 3271 and encodes 949 amino acids. Gene Ontology annotation, molecular function: kinase binding; molecular adaptor activity. Gene Ontology annotation, cellular component: cytoplasm. Gene Ontology annotation, biological process: cell migration; regulation of DNA-templated transcription; negative regulation of organ growth. NCBI's taxonomy places the organism in Eukaryota, Metazoa, Arthropoda, Arachnida, Mesostigmata, Phytoseiidae. The transcript has 5 exons.